This is a messenger RNA of Schistocerca gregaria, 3135 nucleotides long. RefSeq names its product zinc transporter foi (gene foi). Gene Ontology annotation, cellular component: membrane. Lineage: Eukaryota; Metazoa; Arthropoda; Insecta; Orthoptera; Acrididae. Gene Ontology annotation, molecular function: zinc ion transmembrane transporter activity. Gene Ontology annotation, biological process: zinc ion import across plasma membrane; intracellular zinc ion homeostasis. The coding region runs from base 952 to 2772 and encodes 606 amino acids. The record is from RefSeq and is a predicted model, not a curated record. The transcript has 13 exons.
AGCAGUAACACUAGACUAGUGUGUACAUGUGUAGAAGUUUGGAAUUGGGGACCUAACAAUGUUGUGGACUGGGUUAUUUACGGGAAAUUGUGAGUGAGAUAUAGAAUUGUGUAUAUUUGUUACCGGCGUCGGUGUGUUGUUGUUAGUGGUAAUUUCGUUUUGGGAUGCGUGACAGCUUGUAGUAGACUCGUUCGGUUAUCUGAUAGCUUGGCACUGCUUAGCCAGCGCGGUGUUUUUGAACGCUAGAAAUAAAUGUAAAUGUGAAGCCAUUACUAAGGGGCCUAUUUUUUCUUUUCCCCCCUAUUAUAUUGGAUCACUUGUACUUGUUUGCCGAGUGUUCAAGGAACUUAACGAUAGUUGGAGUCCGGAACUUGUGUCCACAUGGGGCCAACGCGAUAUGUCUCGUAUAGCGUGUGUAACGUAUUAUGUUCUAUUUACAACAUCCUGUUCCACAAAAACCUUCAUAAGCGAUAGUAUCUACGUUUCUGUUGAGCUGUUCGGUGGUUUUGCUCAGAGAACAGAAUUAUGAAACCAUAAUUACAUGUUUUUUGUUUGGUACAAAUUUAGUUUGGUGGGUAACAUUUAUAACCAUUAUUGACGAACUCCGCACUAUCUUCGCACCGUGUAUAGUGUAAGUGUCAUGAAAGUGUCAUUUGUAUAUAUUCAAUACUUAUUUCUGAAAACUUCAGAUUUCAUUUUUGUGUCUGCACGAGAUUUCGCACGCAUAUCGAGUUUCCGUGAUUAAUAUAUUGGUGAUAAAUUUGUUCAGAAGUACAAAGCAGUGACUGUAAACAUGUAGCAAGACUGAAGGAAAUUGUUAGCAGUGGGGAAGUGGUGGGCAGAGCUUUCGCUACAAAACCACAAGUGACUAAGCUCUACUUGACAGUGUUCUACUUGCCUCCAGAGCAGCCUGCUCCAUGCCAAGGGUUGUCUCAACUUUUGAUAGGAAAAAUGGUCAAAGUGAUAGCUACUGUUUGCCUUUUGUGUGCUGCAUCUGUGUCACAUGCUGUUCACGUGAGUUCUGUAAAAGGCACAGAUGCACAUAAAAUGGAUUUGGAUGGUAAUAACUUGUACCAUAUUAAAAAAAUUUUUGCCGAGUAUGGUGAUGGAGAGAAUAUAUCGUUGGAAGGCUUUCUUCGCAUGUUGAAUGUAGGAAAGCUUCAACAGCUUGCCAACAACAAUGAAACCGGUUCCAACACAAAAAACAAGGCUGGAACUGCAUUAGUUGCUGAUCAGCCUACAAAAGUACAAAAUGGUGUGAAAACAGAGUGCAUAAGAGAAGCAGACCUACUUUCUACCAGCAGUGCUACAAAUUCUAGUGUUACUGUGAACACAUUUAAUGAAUACUGCCCUGUCCUCCUAUACAGUUUUGUAGCAAAAUCACAGUAUGAACAAGAUAAUGGUUGCAUUUAUGUACCAACGCUGACAGAACUUUCCACCAACAGUACAGGACGUGAAAUUAGUUUGAAAGUAUGGCUCUGUGCUGUUGCAAGUGUUAUUGUCGUAAGUCUGUGUGGCCUGCUUGGUGUUGCUGUAAUUCCCUUCAUGGAACGCGCAUUUUACCAGCAGAUGCUUCAGUUUCUUGUUGCACUGGCCAUUGGAACACUGUGUGGUGAUGCCCUCUUGCAUCUCUUGCCUCAUGCUAUUGCUGGAGAACAUGAUGAUGAUGAAAGUGAGCAUCAUUCUGAACAUGACCAUCAUUCUGAAGAUAUGGUCUUAAAGGGGCUGGUUGCAGUUUUGGGAAUUAUCUUAUUUUUUUUCACUGAAAAGUUCCUUACUGUAGUCGCAGAAUAUCACAAACGACGGCAGAAAAAGAGGGAGGCACCUCCAACAGUGCGCGUCGUGCAAGACUGUGAGGGAAUACGGACACCUUCUGUUGGAGAGAAAUUGUGCAAACAUAAAUAUAGCUCAUCACCAUACUGCUAUGACGAAAUUACAGAAAUGUCAGAAGCACAUAAAAAGAUGAACAACCCUGAUAACAUUUCGAAGAAAAAUAGAGAUUUAAACCUGAACCAGAACAAUCACUGCCAUACUUACGGAGAAGAUGAAGAGGAAGAAGAAGAAGAGGAAGAGUUUGAUCAUCAAAUGAGUUCUGUAAAUUGUAGUGGUGAGAUGGCCCUCCGUCCCAGCACAUCAAGUGCUUCUAAUGAAGCUGUUAACAGAGAUGGUCAACUUAGUUCUCACAACAAAGAAGACGAGAAAUAUAUUGUAAUUAUAAGAGAGCAUCAGAAUUCUCACCAUGGGCAUUCACAUACUCAUGGACAUGUACAUUCACCACCAAAGACAAUGUCAUCAGUUGUAUGGAUGGUGGUUAUGGGUGAUGGCCUCCACAAUUUUACAGAUGGUGUAGCCAUAGGUGCUGCAUUUGCUGCCAAUAUAGGUGGUGGCUUUUCAACGGCCAUCGCUGUCUUCUGCCAUGAGCUACCUCAUGAAUUAGGUGAUUUUGCUGUGCUACUGAAAGCAGGGAUGAGUCCAAAGCAAGCAGUAUUUUACAAUUUAUUGUCAUCUAUCCUCUGUCUGUUCGGGAUGGUGAUUGGAUUGGUAUUAGGCCAGAAUUCGUCAGCCACUUCAUGGGUGUUUGCACUAGCAGGAGGACUUUUUUUGUACAUAGGCCUUGUUGACAUGAUUCCAGAGCUUACUAGCGGCCACUCGAAGGAGGGCGGCUCGUUGUGCCAGUGCCUCCUGCAGUUCCUCGGCCUGCUGCUUGGUGUUGGAAUCAUGCUCUUAAUUGCUCUUUAUGAGCAUGAUAUUAAGACUGUCUUCAAAACUUGACGAAAAUAUUUUAAUAUUUCUUGGCAGCUGCUACUGAAGUCCCAUAUUUUAAAAUUCGUUGUUCUGUCAGUGAUAGUAGUUGAUUUUUAAGAUGUCUAUUGAUUUGAGUAUAAAAAUGUGUGGCAGCAUAUUGUCUGAUCCAUUCUGUGUGUGCUCAACAAAAAUCAUAAUUCAAUGAAACUGCCCUCUCAGCUUAUGUAUUUCUCUUUAAUCAUUGCUUUCUUUAUUAGCAUUUAUUAAUAUGAAGGUUUGCAAUAUGUUAAGUAGGGCAUUACAUAUCUCUAAGAUAAUUUUUCUACUUUUCAGUUUCCAUUAUUUGUUGAAUGUAAGUUCACCACGCUAGGACCUCCCCCCCCCCCCCCC